GUGCAUUUGGCCAGUUGAGUCGGAGCCGCCAAGUGGUACAGUUCGCCAGAAGGCACCUGCAAGGAUAACCAGACACUGACCAGCGAUGUUUCCCCAGGCAGAGCUAGAGAAUUACAAGCUGCAGGUGGAGCUUCUGCAGGAGAAGCUUCAACGCAGCGAGGAUAAUCGCCAGCAGUUGGAGCAUAAGUUGGACAAAAUAUUGCAGAAGCGCAGUGAGCUGGAUAAAUCGAUGCGCCACAAAAGCCGCCAAAAGUACCAGGAGUUCCUCGAGGAGCAGUCGAAACGCAACGAGCGGAAUAAGAAACUGGUUGACAUGCUGGAGCGGAUCGAUGAGCAAACGGCGGCCAUGUCGCAACGCAGCGAACGUCUUAAAAUGAUGAAGUUGCAAUACCAAAUGUACUUUGCAAAAUUGGUGCAAAAUCAAACACUGCGCUGCAUCCAACAGACGACGGCACCUGCCACUGCACCUGCCGGUGGGGCCAUUCCAGUUCUGCUGCAACCGCAGGCGACGGUGGUGACCAAUCCACCGCAACCGACACCACAGCCCUGGACCUUUGCCAUGGCCACGCCCACACAGGCGGGCAUGAUGCUGACGCCUCAGUUCGCCCCAGGACUGGCCCAACCCCAUACCCCCACCCCUUUGGCAGCUGGUGUUCCCGCUCACCAUCCUGUUUACUAUCCAGAUCUCUUUGGCGGACGCGUCACUCCUCUGGGCACCUCGAACCUGUUCGAUUUGCGUGCCACCCUGCGCGCCUUUGAUAAUGAGAAUGCCGAUUUACCGGAGCGCAUGCAGCCUCACUUGACAGGUGAUUAUCAGGCGCAGGAGCUAGGUGGUGGUCGAGGGGCAGGCGCAGGAGGAGCAGCGACAUCAAGCACGGCCAGCCAAGAGAACGGAGCCGGCAGUGGAGCACGGCAGCUGAGCAGCACAUCCUCCACUCUGGCCACAUCCUCGUUGACGUUUGAUAAAUUGCCAAAGACGUCUUCCGCGCUGACGUUAACUGAACUGCCGGUGACGCCGAAUGCAGCAACAUCCGCAGCCGGAGCAACACCAGGAGCCGGAGGAUUGGCAGCAACAUCAGCAGCAGGAGGAACGGCAACUGACCAUGACGUCCGCGGACAGCCGCAGAGAGAAAACGGAGGCGACCUGGAUGCCUGGACAAAUUCACGCGUGACUAAAGUCGAGUAUGAAAAAUCACCAACUGUCGGUGGCCAUAAUGAGCCCGUCCAGCAACAACAACAACAUGACUUUGACGCAUACUUUGGUGAGCUGAAAAUCGAUGAGUCCUGGCAAGAGCUAGGGCCUCCCAACCCGACCCCCGGCCGCUCACAGGAAGACAAACGCCCACUAAACGUGCGUGCCAGCGAAGUAAGUGCCAAACUUGGCAUCAGCAACGAUUUGCUGGACGAAGUCAAAGCCAGUCGGGCGGCUCUGGAAAAGGCAGCGGCUGCGGUUGAUGAGCAACUGGCAAGGGGUAAUCAAUUGUCGCCGCCAGUCAGCCAGGACGUAGGUAACACCGUAACACAGCACCUCCAACAGCAACAACAGACAAAGCCGGGUGUGUCGAUAGAGAAUAUUGAAAAUGCCAUUUACGGCGAACGAUUGACAGGAACAGGAACGGAAACGGGAACGGGAAGGGGAACAGGAGGUACAGGUGGAGCAGCACCGCCCACGCAGGGAUUUUUUGAAAAUUUGGUAACCAACGCACCCACGUCCGAAGUUCUGCAGGAUAUGGAGGUGCAGCCAGUGGAGUCUGCAGAUGCGGCUGGUCAUUACGGGCAAUACGACGCCAGUGGAUAUAGUGAGAGCAGUGAGCCCAUAUAUGCUAGCAUCGAUUCCAACAACCAACAGCAGCAACAGCAACCGAGCUCCGCAACGGUGGAACCGCUUUACAGUGAAAUCGGAAAUCCCACCGACUAUACACAGGCAUAUGCAACGGAUGCCAGUGCAACUGAUGCCACUGCAGCUGCACCUGGACCGGCAACAGAAAUUACAACUGCCGGUGCUGGGGAUCCCAAUGGUGAGCCGCAAGAGUACUCCAAUAUUGAUUACGGCAACUACGAGGACGGUCAGUACGCCGCUGGCUAUGAUCCGAACGUGGCCUAUCCGGGUUACAUAUACGAUGAGGCCACCGGGCAAUAUAUAGCCGAUCCCAAUGCCCAGCAAUAUGCACCGGAUGGCAGCUAUGCCGGCCAGGAGUACGAUGCCAAUGCUGUCCAGAAUUAUGACUACAGUGCGUAUGAGCAGCAGCAGCAGCAGCAACAGGAGGAACUGCAGCAGCCCUUGCAGGAACAGCAGGAAGUGUAUCCAGUUGCGGAGAAUAGUCAGGAUGUCCCAGAAGUUCAAGAGCCAAGUCCAGCAGUGCCAGCAGCUGCUCCUGCUACGCCGGAACCUCUCAAUUCCGGUAGCACCGCCAAUCCUAAGCCCAUCAAGCCCACGUCGAUACUUUCCACGACGACAGACAAACAAGCGGCGCCUAAUGAUGCGCAACACCAGCAGCAGCAGCAGAAGAAGAAGAAGCGCGUUAAUUUCGUUGACAGCAGCGAAACGGAUGACAGCUCAAGCGUGAAACCGACCGCCCCAGUUUCCCCAAAUCCUGGCCCAGCCGCCGCAGCCACGCCCGCUCCGGCAAAUCCAAGUAGCAGUGGAGGUGGUGGCGGAGGCGGUGGCGGCAGCGAGAGUGAUUUCGAUUUUUCAACGGGCAGCGAGACGAAGAAUUAGAACAAGCUGAAAACAGUUGAAGCUCUAAUUUGUUGCCAUUUGGGUUAACCAACCACCCUCGAUUCGAUUUAUUGCCACUGCAUUCCUCAGUCCAGGGAGUUGAGAAAAAAUCAGGAAAUCAAGUAAAGCGAAAAGGGCGAACUGGAAAACAGGAAAAGGUAAAAAUUUGUUUGCCAAGAAAAUGGCAAACCACAAACCGCACAAAAGUUGUUGCUUACUCAGACGGCCACAGCUUUCAGCGUUCGUCUAAUUCAAUCUAUUAAUUG
This is a messenger RNA of Drosophila bipectinata, 2985 nucleotides long. Its product is annotated as neurogenic protein mastermind. The record is from RefSeq and is a predicted model, not a curated record. Gene Ontology annotation, cellular component: Set1C/COMPASS complex. Lineage: Eukaryota; Metazoa; Arthropoda; Insecta; Diptera; Drosophilidae.